Anopheles darlingi is the source of this 1201-nucleotide messenger RNA. RefSeq names its product xaa-Pro aminopeptidase 3. Lineage: Eukaryota; Metazoa; Arthropoda; Insecta; Diptera; Culicidae. The record is from RefSeq and is a predicted model, not a curated record. Bases 167 to 1201 code for a protein of 344 amino acids. Gene Ontology annotation, cellular component: mitochondrion. Gene Ontology annotation, molecular function: metalloaminopeptidase activity; manganese ion binding. The transcript is spliced from 2 exons.
GGUGAAGUUAUGCCAGGAAUCCAGCUGGAGGAGGUGCAAAACCGCCGUUCCGCCCUAUUCGAGAUGAUGAAAGCAUUUUGUACAGUAAACAUUGACAAACAAAUCAAUCAUCAAAUUCAAUUUUCUCCAAUAAUAGGCAAUUAUACCAGCGGCUACGAAAAAGUACAUGAGUGAUAAAAUACCGUACGUAUUUCGCCAAAAUACUGAUUUCCUCUACCUCAGCGGAUGCCAAGAACCGGAUAGCUUGCUAUUGCUGGAAAUUGAUGCAAGUGACAAGCGCAAAGUAACAUUAUUUUUGCGACCGAAGGAUAAGCAUGCAGAAAUGUGGGAUGGUCCGAGAACUGGUGUGCAGCUUGCUCCGCAAGUGUUCGGUCUUGAUGAGGCGGUAGAUAUUAAAGAACUAAAAAAUUACCUAGUAAAAUAUAGCGAGAUACACCGGAAUCCUCUCGUAUGGUAUGAUAGCAUUAAUCUGGAUAGUAUCUCGCACAUCGUCAAAGAAGUAUUCAACACUGAGAGACUGUCGCUGGCGCCGUUGAUCCAACAAUUGCGUGUCUGUAAAUCCCCUAGUGAGUGUGAGUUAAUGCGCAAGAGUUGCGAAAUAGCCUCUGCCGCCAUCAAUAGAACGAUGGCAGAAAGCUUUCCUGGUAUCAGCGAGCACCAUGUGUUUGCCAGCGUCGAUUACUAUUCGCGACUCAACGGAGCAAACUUUCUUGCUUAUCCACCCGUUGUUGCUGGUGGAUCUAAUGCUACCACUAUCCAUUAUAUCAACAACAAUCAAAUUGUGAAAGCCGGAGACCUCAUACUUCUUGAUGCUGGUUGCGAAUACCAUGGCUAUACGAGCGACAUCACACGCACAUGGCCAGUGAAUGGUAGUUUUACCGAGCCACAACUCGUUCUCUAUGAGGUGUUGCAGCAAGUACAGGCAGAAUUGCUCGAUUGUCUGUUGCAUGUUGGGGGUGACACACUCGACCGGUUGUUUGAAACCAUGUGCACCAAGAUAGGGAAAUACUUGCAAGAAAUCAAACUAAUACCGGCGUCAGUAAGCGGUGUUGAGCUUUCCCGUGCCGGUUACAGGUUCUGUCCACAUCAUGUAUCCCAUUACCUUGGUAUGGAUGUCCAUGAUACGCCGCUAGUUUCCCGUAGCACACGAUUGUUACCCGGUAUGGUGUGCACGGUAGAACCUGGUGUGUAUUUACGAUGA